AUGAACUCUGGUGAUCGGCAACCUAUACUCCUCGGAGACAGCGCAGUCCUCUAUCCAUCCGCCGCCAACGUUUCCCGACCUAGAUUACAGCACACCGGCUCGAACCACAGCGUAGCAGCAGAGGAGGAGUACUACUCCCUCGACGACGGCACCUCGAGCGUAGUAAGAAGCGAUGACCCGCACGCCUCCAGAGCAACGGUCCAAAGAUACUCCACUCCGCCCUCCGCCUUCCGAACACCUGCAAACAGCAGCGACAUGUUGCAGCAGGAGUUGACAGAGCUCCCACGGAGGCGUGCGACACUAGUAGCAACCGGGGCUGCCCCGAACACCGUUUCGUUUGACGAGAGGCCGAUUACAAUUGUUCGCAAGCCGGUACCUUCGCACUCGUCAUCCAACCACACAACACCUGAGAGAAAUCCAAUGGAUCCUGCAGCUUCCCCAUCGACGACUCCGGGCGUCGAUGACACACCGUACAUCCGCUUCGCAAUCGACCAGCUGACCCGAGAUGAGGAAGUGCGGAGGGAAACCAGGCAGUAUGCGCCUGCGAUUCAGGACGACUACCCGGUGGACAGGAUAAUACCGGACGAAGGGCUUGGAUAUGUUCAGCACGAGCAAGCGCCAACGCCUCCUCCUCCCCCAAGAGUGCCGCGGAAGAACUGGAGGCGGUCAAUGUCGCCAAUUGGACGUGACGUCUUCGAGCCUUUCCAUCCUCCGCGGGAAUCCCUGCCAUAUCCACCGCUCGAGUUCGUCCCGGGCAUCCUGCGACCUACAUGGCUUGGGCUGUACCUCUUUCUCUGCCUGCUCAUGCUCACAGGCCUGCUCUUUUGCGCCAUAUGGUCUCCGGGCCACGACGGCUUCUGGGAUUACGACAUGUUCGGCGAUGGCCGCUACUUCGUCUUCCAGUACUUGCCGACCAUGCUCGGCAUGAUACUUCUUUUGUGGCUCUUCCAGAUUCAAAAAGCGGUUCAGCGCAUUUCGCCCUUCAUGGCGCUUGCCUCCGAAUCGCCACGCGCGCGGACUGAAGGUGUCUUCCUCAGCAUACACCCCUCGCAAUUUCUGCUCCCUAAUCUUCAGCACUUGAGAGCUGGACAGCCAACACUCGGAGUCUGCUCCAUAGUCUUCUGGCUUUUCCUGUUCACCAUUCCGUUGCUCGCAUCAGCUUUUAAUGUACGAUUCUUCGGCCCUCCCUCCGUCGGGCAAUGGCGCUGGGUUGCAGUGCAGGGUGUCAUCUGGACCGUCAUUGUCCUCUACAUCCUCCUCGUCAUCGCCCUCAUCCUUCUCUUCGUCUCCCUCCGCCGCAAGACCACUGGCUUAAAAUGGGAUCCCCGCUCGCUAGCCGACAUCAUCGCCCUCCUCGAGCGCUCGAACGUCAUGACCGCCUACAACGGCAGCGAGACGUUCGCCAGCACUCAAGAGUUCCGAGACCGACUACAGCAACGCUCAGACCGACUCGGCUAUUGGCACACCAGCAAGCGUCCUCAAGACAUAUUCUACGGCCUCGGCGAAGAGGGCGGCACAACGCGGCGCUACUCCAUCGAAGCAGGCCGCAUCCGCGAAAAAGCGCCUGAGCGACAGUACCCCCCGCCCUCAGCAGGUAGCGAAGCCGAGCGCCAGGCCUCCUCCGCCGGCGGACACGCGGGCGACUUCUCAAUUCGCAUGGACAUCCGCUCCUCGCGCAUCCGGGCCCGCUACCUUCCCUGGUUCCUGAAGGACACCUUCGUCGUCGCGUGGCUCGUUAUAGCGAUUGUCCUGCUGAUCGCUUGGCUCGUCGUCUCUUUCGUCAACACCGCCGUAAACGGAGGAUUCUUCCCGCUCGUGCCUGUUGCGGCGAACAGCGGGGGCUUCAGCGCCUCGAAUUUUCUGUAUUCGUUCCUCCCUGCCACUAUCGCGAUGCUCCUCUUCCUGCUCUACCAGCCCCUCGACCUCGCAUACCGCCGUCUUGCGCCCUUUGCUGCGCUCUCGGCUCCCGGGGGGACGACGGCCGAAAAGAGCUUGUUGGUUGACUAUCCAGCCCGCCUUCCCGUCUCCGUAACUGUCGCCGCCGCCUCCAACGGCGAUUGGCAAGUCGCGGUCCUUUCUUUCAUCUCCCUCCUCGCAUCCACCUUCCCCGUCCUCGCGGGCGGCUGCUUCUGGACCCAGUUCUACGUCUCCGACGUCGAGGUCCGCGUCGCGGCACACCCGCCCGCUUACUACGCGCUGUGCGUCUUUCUAUGCUUGUAUGCCGUCAGCUUGCUCGUGCUGCUGGUGCCGGGCGGGUACAGGAAACGCAUGGCGCUGCCCCACGACUCGAGGACGCUGGCGGAGGUCGUGAGCUGGGUCUACCAGAGCGAGCUCCUCACGGAUCGCGCGUUUGCGCGCGUGGGGACGCGGGCGGAGAUGGUGGCGAGGUUGGUGGGACAUGAGCUCGCUCUGCAUCAGUCUCAGCAGCAGCGGGAGCAGCAGCAGGCGGGUGUUUUGGGUCCCAAGGCAAACGACCGCACCAGUCCCUGGGCCAGCUUCGUGAACAUGGUUGGUGGCCCGAAGCGCAACCUCGCGGGCGGCGAGAAAGCGGAGCUGGAAGCUGGCAGGACUGCUGAGUCUGAGCGUCUGAACCCCUCGGCCGCCGCUGAGAACCCGUUCUCAGACCCCUCGGAGACUGGAGCCCCGACUGCGCCGGCGACGGCGAUGAGGUCUGAAGAGGCGGGUGAGAAGCGCAGAUACAGGACUGAGCAGCAGCCGGUCGGACCCACGCGCUACGGCUUCGGCAUCUAUGUUGGACGCGACGGGCGCGAGCAUCUGGGCAUUGAUCGGAUGAGGAGGCCGGGGAGGGGCGAGUUGGUGUUGCAUGAUUUUAGCAAGAGGGGAAGGAGAGAGAGUGGAGUUGUGUGA
Messenger RNA from Coniosporium apollinis CBS 100218, 2868 nucleotides. RefSeq lists its product as uncharacterized. The coding region runs from base 1 to 2868 and encodes 955 amino acids. The transcript has 2 exons. The record is from RefSeq and is a predicted model, not a curated record. Lineage: Eukaryota; Fungi; Ascomycota; Dothideomycetes.